Molecule: messenger RNA, 906 nt
Organism: Entamoeba invadens IP1
Lineage: Eukaryota; Evosea; Mastigamoebida; Endamoebidae
Exons: 1
Coding region: 1-906 (301 amino acids)
Source: RefSeq, a predicted model, not a curated record
AUGAAGUCGCUGAGGGAAACUUCUGAGUACUCGCGCAUGUCCAUAGGCGACUUGGUUGAUAACACUCGAAAUUACCAGGCCAAAUUGUCGGAGCUUACUGUCGAAGUUCUUGAUUUGAAAACCAAACUAGACUCAGAAGAAAAAAAGAGACAGUCUGCAGAGUCUGCUUUAAUGACUCUUCAGAAAGAACAUGACAAAAUGUAUUCUAUUUCGAAAGACGGAGCGACCAGAGAAGAACAAUUGAAUUCGACUGUGACUAGGUUGACAAGUGAGAAUGAGUGCUUGAAGGAGAAACUUAUGAACAUGACUGAGAAGGUUGAAGAGCAGUCCGAUGCAAUCAAUGUUCUCAAAAGUGAAUUGUCACAAAUAAAAACCAAGAACGAGAAAGAAGACACCCUUUUGCUUCAAAUACAACACUUGAGUGAAAAACUCGAUACACAACAUCAAUCUUCACAAUCGUUCCACUCUCUCGAGAUUCAAAAAGUCCAGGAAAGCAUCGAGAAAGUCGAGAACGAAGUGAAGCGUGUGCAGAUGACAUGCAGUCCAAAGUCAAUACACGACGACUAUGAAGUACUCAAAGAACGAUUGGACAAACAGAUGCAAUUAGAUAGUCGGAUAGUGACUCAAUUUAAAGAAGCAAUGAUUAGGAUGAAAAACAACCAAAACAACAUCUUCUUUGCGCUUCGUGGAGCUCUGGACAUUCAGAAGGAAGUGACAGCGAAAGAGAUCAUUCACGAAGUCUUUGCACUUCAACAGAAAAAGGCGCUUGUUGAGAUGGACAACAGCGAACUCAAAAGGGAGCUUGAAAAGACGAAGAAAGAAUUGGACGCACUCUCGAAGAGGCAAAAGUACUACGGCGAUGUGUUGGAUAAGGCAGAAGAGAUCCUCAAACAGAAACUCGUGUGA